CUCCUUCCGUUCCCCGUUUCCUCCCUUUCCCCUCUCCUCCUCAUCCUCCCCGACGACGAGGCAAGCGCGAGCGCGAGGCGAGCCGCGGCGACCUAGGGUUUCGUCGCGCCUUCCUCCUCCCCUCCCCCGCCGCGGCCGUCGCCGGAGACGACAAGGUCUGCUGGAGUGCCAAUAAUGGAGCGGUCUUCUCGGUUGAAUCCAAACGCCACUCCCUUUGUGCCUCCCCCCAGGCCUUCAUUUGAAGAAAGCUUGAGCAAAAGAAAGGCCUCUGAGAAGCAAGUAGGUGAUACUGAAAAGGAUGAGAAUGCUGACAAGUCUGCUGAAUAUGAGCUCCCAGAUUCCCUUUCUUUGGAUGACUAUGCUGAAAGCCUAGGAAAGCUCAACAUUUCUGCAGAAUCUUCAUCAAAAGGAGAAGCUACAAACAGUGCGUUUGAUCCAUCACAGUAUGAGCAAAAUGGUGUUGAUAAUCAUCUUGCUGUGGUAGAAUCUCUCUCAAAGAUGUUCCCAGAUGUGUCUGCCGACUUCAUUGUUGAAGCACUGAAGGCCCAUGAAUUUGAUACAGAACUCACAAUCGAUAUGCUUGCUGAUCUGUGUGAAGGUGAUGAUUAUGGGCAUCCUGCUGAAGUGUCAGCGAAGUAGCAGCAGCAACGGCGUCGCUCUUCAUCUACCUUGGCAGAACAAUUACCCUUCAGCUACAUGUUAUUGAAGUCAUUCUUCUUGACAAUCAAGACUGAAUUUGGUGGUGUACAACUUAUUGCUGCUGUAAAGAACUCAGCCUUGUUUAGGAGCCAAAGCAACAAAGACCGUGUUUUGGGUUUUUAGUUCCUGGUGGAACAGCUAUUCUCAGUACUUUGAGUCUGCAUCAUGUUGAUGAUUUCACCCAGCAGUUUAUCGCGUGAUCUGUUGCAACCCUUUUGGUGUAGCUGUACCUCUCCUAGCUAAGUGUUCAGGAGCCAGCAAUCGCGUGCAGUUUUGCUGCAAGGCUGUGCUCCUACCAUGUACAUUCUGGUCUUGCUGCAUUCUGUGUAGGGAGAUGAACCAUUCCUCUUAUUCUGUUAUGAUGCAUUGUUUGAACAGAUAUCUCGUUCCAGUUAUUGAAUGGAGAUUUGGAGGCUAUGAUAGUCUUGGUUAUGACUUAA
Oryza sativa Japonica Group (Japanese rice) is the source of this 1139-nucleotide messenger RNA. The record is from RefSeq and is a predicted model, not a curated record. NCBI's taxonomy places the organism in Eukaryota, Viridiplantae, Streptophyta, Magnoliopsida, Poales, Poaceae.